GGUGGGGAACGGUAUUGGAGAGUUAGCUAGCGGAGAAUAGGUGGUUUGGCUAUUGUAUCUGCACCAGAAUCAAAUUGUGGCAUCAGCGAACUGCAACGCAAACAAAUGAUAAUUAAGAUUUGGGUGAAGCAGAAUUGCAAGAACGCAAAGUUGACUGGUUUUGUAAGUUUUUAAAGCUGAUUUACGAAUUGAUAUGAACAAUAAAUAAUUCAAAAUGGUGAUGAGAAAGUGUUUUAGAAUUCUGGUGGGGCGUUCCCGGCCAAUAUUCCCGAUUGCGAUGGGGAUUUGUUUGGGAAUCACGCUGAGUCUUCUUUGCUCCCCUCUGCUGGAAAGCAAUUGUGGAUUGGAGAAUUUAGUUGCUGUCAGAACUGGCCGUAAAACUCACACAAUAUUCUAUGGAACUGAUGAACAUGGGAAUAUGCUGAGUGAAGACGAUUUUGAGCCUAUUUUACGCGUAGAGGAAAAUCCAACGGACAGAGUCGUCGAGAAACGACGUGUCGUCCGAACACGUUUCAUAGCAACCGAGCUGGGCAUCAAAGAAAAAAUGUUUGUUGCGGUUGUGGUCUCCCGUGGUGAGAUCCAUUCGGAAUCUAUGACGGUUGGCAUCAAUAAAACUCUUGCUCAUUUGGUGAAUAAAAUCGUCUUCUUCACCCGCACAACGCCAGACCCCAUGCCAGCAGGAAUGACUGUCGUCACUUUCGAAGGAGAUCAAGCGAUCAUGCGAACAUUCCAGAUUUGGAAGUACAUUUACGAUCAUUUCGGAAAUGAUUAUGACUGGUUCUUUGUGAUGUCAGAUGACACUUACGUCUUUGGAGAAACUCUAAUUGACUUUGUUAAUCAUAUCAGUAUUGGCAGAGAUAUCUACAUGGGUAUACCAACUCGUGAAGAAGACAUGGAAAUCACUUAUUGUCACAAAGAAUCUGGUUACUUGGUUUCUAAGAAUCUUCUGAAUAAGGUUGGGGAGUACUGGGAGGAAUGUAUGCAGAAAGCUUGGAGUAGUCUGCCUGACCUGGAAGUAGCACGCUGCAUCAAGGAACACAGUGGAGCGCACUGUGUAGACAACUAUGAGGUACAGUAUGAAAGACCUGGGGUCGUUUCACAAAGAUCCUAAGUUGAACUUAUCUCU
Molecule: messenger RNA, 1126 nt
Organism: Strongylocentrotus purpuratus (purple sea urchin)
Lineage: Eukaryota; Metazoa; Echinodermata; Echinoidea; Camarodonta; Strongylocentrotidae
Product: chondroitin sulfate glucuronyltransferase-like
Exons: 2
Coding region: 215-1111 (298 amino acids)
Cellular component (GO): membrane
Molecular function (GO): glucuronosyl-N-acetylgalactosaminyl-proteoglycan 4-beta-N-acetylgalactosaminyltransferase activity
Source: RefSeq, a predicted model, not a curated record